GAUCUUCUCCCGUUCUCCACGCCACCACCCGUUUCCCACGCCGCACAGAAAAACGGGGUCAACCUCCACAUCGCUCGCUAUCUUCUUGAUCGCCAUCGGCGGCGGCGGCGGCACCACACACCUCCCACAAAACUAACCCGAGCUUCUUCCUCUCCCCUCUCGUGCGGCGCGCUCGCGGGGCUGACAUGUCCUCGGCGGCCCCGCUGCUCCAGCCCGCCGGCGGCAAGGGCGGCGAGGCGAAGAGGCCCUGCGGGUGCCCGCCGGCGUGGCUGCGCCGCCUGAUCGACACGGAGGAGGCGUGGGCGCAGCUGCAGUUCGCGGUGCCCAUGGUCCUCACCAACAUGUCCUACUACGGCAUCCCGCUGGUGUCCGUCAUGUUCUCCGGCCACCUCGGCGACGUCCACCUCGCCGGCGCCACGCUCGGCAACUCCUGGGCCACCGUCACCGGCUACGCCUUCGUGACCGGUAUGAGCGGCGCCCUGGAGACGCUAUGCGGGCAGGCCUACGGCGCCCGACUAUACCGCAUGCUAGGACUGUACCUACAGUCGUCGCUCAUCAUGUCGGCCGUGGUGUCCAUGGUCAUCGCUGUCCUGUGGCUGUUCACGGAGCCGCUGCUUCUGUGCCUGCGUCAAGAACCUGAGGUGUCCCGCGCCGCCGCGGUGUUCAUUCGGUACCAGAUCCCCGGUCUGUUCGCCUUCUCCUUCCUGCAGUGCCUUAUACGGUACUUGCAAACGCAAUCCAUCGUCCUGCCGCUCGUCAUCUGCUCCAUGGUGCCAUUCCUGCUCCACAUCGUGCUGAACCACCUGCUGGUGAACGUGCUCGGCUAUGGCCUCAUCGGCGCGUCUGCCGCCAUCUCCAUCACCUUAUGGUUCUCCUGCCUGAUGCUGCUUGGGUACGUGAUGCGGUCCAAGGAGUUUAGCGAGACGUGGAAGGGUUUCUCCACCGACGCGUUCAACUACGUGAUGCCGACGAUCAAGCUCGCUACGCCCUCCGCCAUCAUGGUUUGCUUGGAGUACUGGGCGUUUGAGCUUCUGGUUCUUAUCGCUGGCUUGCUACCGAAUUCCACAGUGAGCACGUCACUGAUCGCCAUGUGCUCGAGCACGGAGGCGAUUGCCUACAUGAUCACCUACGGAUUCAGUGCCGCUGUAAGCACCCGGGUGUCGAAUGAGAUAGGAGCCGGGAACGUGGAUAUGGCGAAGAAUGCGGUCGCGGUGACGCUCAAACUGUCAGUGUUCCUCGCCUUCUCCUUCAUCCUGCUGCUGGGCUUAGGCCAUGGCCUUUGGGCGAGACUCUUCAGCGGGAGCGAGGUGAUUGUGGCAGAAUUCACGGCCAUCACCCCUCUGCUGAUGAUCUCCAUCGUGCUCGACUCCGCGCAGGGCGUACUGUCAGGGGUGGCGAGGGGCUGCGGAUGGCAGCACCUGGCGGCGAUGACGAACCUUGUGGCGUUCUACUUCAUCGGCAUGCCGUUGGCCAUGCUCUUUGCCUUCAAGCUCAAUUUCUACACCACGGGUUUAUGGUCGGGUCUGAUCUGCGGGCUGACUUGCCAGACCAGCACGCUGGUGGUGAUCACCGCCCGCACGAAAUGGUCCAAGAUCGUGGAUGCGAUGCAGCAAGAGAAGGCCAACUACAUCGCUUGAUCGAUAAAUAUCGUUCAUGGCUUGCACCUGUUGUAGGGGUUUUUGUGAGAUGGAGAGGGCGUACGAUGCUUGAACAGAAAGCUAGCUUUUUGACCGUGUACUUUCAGGGGAUAUAUGUCUCAGAAACAGAAAGAUGUACCCUAAAAAAAAAAGAAAAUGGAUCCUGUAAUGGCAAUUAA
This is a messenger RNA of Aegilops tauschii subsp. strangulata, 1816 nucleotides long. RefSeq names its product protein DETOXIFICATION 19. Gene Ontology annotation, molecular function: antiporter activity; xenobiotic transmembrane transporter activity. Gene Ontology annotation, cellular component: membrane. NCBI's taxonomy places the organism in Eukaryota, Viridiplantae, Streptophyta, Magnoliopsida, Poales, Poaceae. The record is from RefSeq and is a predicted model, not a curated record. Gene Ontology annotation, biological process: xenobiotic detoxification by transmembrane export across the plasma membrane.